Teleopsis dalmanni is the source of this 3250-nucleotide messenger RNA. Its product is annotated as dynein heavy chain 1, axonemal-like. The transcript has 2 exons. Bases 72 to 3248 code for a protein of 1058 amino acids. Gene Ontology annotation, molecular function: dynein intermediate chain binding; minus-end-directed microtubule motor activity; dynein light intermediate chain binding. The record is from RefSeq and is a predicted model, not a curated record. Lineage: Eukaryota; Metazoa; Arthropoda; Insecta; Diptera; Diopsidae. Gene Ontology annotation, cellular component: dynein complex. Gene Ontology annotation, biological process: microtubule-based movement.
GUUGUUUUUUAAUUUUAAACAAAAAGUAGUUUAUUAUCGUUAAGCAAAAUUGACAUCUAAAGAACCUCAUUAUGUCGAUAGGGUUUUUAUCCACACGCGCUCUUAACGAUUAUGGUCGUCAUAGAAAAAAAUGUUUGGAGCCGAGAUCAAUUCUUGGUUUUUGUAGCUUACAUUCUGAAAUAAGAAUUAACAAAAAUGCAGUAAAUUUCGUUGAGUACAACAUUAAUGCUGGACAAAAGUGGUUUACGUUAACUGCUGAAGAUGGUAACAUAUUUACAUUUCCACUUAAGACGACACUGCCAAAAGUGCAAUUGGCACGAUUUGUGCCUCGAAAGCAGUUACCCAGAGAUGUAGAGGAAGAUCGUCGUAGACGCCUAUAUGCAACAAUAAAUUUAGAGGAAGAAUUAAAUAAGGUAGGCCUAGGAAGCAAAGAUCUGCAUCCAACAGAAGUUGAAUUCUAUGAUUUAGAUAAAGUAGAAGUCAAUCACCAUUUCCCAUUAAGUUUUUUUGAUAAUUUUGAGUAUGAUGUGCAUUCACCGGAAGCCUGGUUAAGUUUAGGUAUGAUCGGUGAUAAUCAGUAUCCAUUACCUGGGAAAGCUUAUCUACCCUCUAAGGGAAAUCCUAAAGCGUAUGAUUGGCAAUAUGUAGCAGUUUAUAGCUAUGAAUCGGCAACACAUCGUUGGCAUGUCAUUGCGCUACAAAGUGAUUGCGAGUACGAUGUACCAAAAUGUCAGCUUAUGUUUCUAGCAGAAAAUCCGGCCAUAUUUGCUAAACGUUUGGUUGACGCAAUUACGGAUCGUGAUAGAGGUGAAGCUGUCUAUGAUUUGCUAACUAUGGUUGAUAGUGCCGUACAUUUAGCUGUUCAGGAAGAAACACUACGCUUUCCACAAAAAUUUAACAAAUUAUUGCUUAGUAGACAUCAUGGCAGAAGAGCUUACUAUGGAUUAAUCAAUAUGGAAGUAAAACAAUUAUUUGAAUAUGUAAUGACCGCAUUGGAAUUUGGAAACUUUUUGAAUUCAAAACCAAAAGAUUUCUUACAGUAUGACAAAAAUCUUGUAAAAGUAGCACUACCUAGCCAUCACGUCUCCAUGCAUAGUAUAGAAGAAUAUUUAAAUAUGAAGGCGUUAAAUAUAAAUAUAAAACAAUUAAGGUAUAGUGUACUGAAGACCAUGCUCACCUAUAUUCCAGCUUCGGUUGAAGCAACCGAAGGGGCUGUCGUAGAGUGUGAAUUUAUUAACACAAUGUCUGUUUUUGUAACACAUUAUGCCAGACCGAUAACAUUACAUGAUUUUCUUAUGAGCCAACAUAAGAAUAGUAACAAUGUGGCAAUUUAUUUAAAAGAAAAAUGGCCUUAUCGUAUUUCUGCAAUUCUUGUAAUGAUAUUUCGUGCUAAUGGUAAGGGCUCGAUGGAUGUAACAUUGCGUAGAUGGGAUAUAUUCGAGUUAUUAAAAAUAUUCAAAUAUUUGAUACAAACAAAGUUGAGAAUGCAGGACACAAUUCAAAGUUUGCUAGAACGUUCGAUUAUCAAAUUUACAGAACUUUUAGUAAGCCCCUGUCUGCAAUUUAAGGGUAUGUCUCCGGAUUACGAAUGGCCACCAAAUGACUUUAUAAAUACACCCUUUCCAUAUGAAAAACCUGUUUUUUACGUAACUAUUGGUGUGUCACGUGAAACUGCUAAAGUUUUUUACUCAACACUUCCGGAAGAGUUCCAGCCAUCAAUUAUGGAUAUAUUCAAAGUUGCACUAAAUAAAACUAAUGCCAUACAUAUGGUUGAUCCAGAUACAAUGAGACACUUGCACUUUGCUCCAAAUCUUUACAUAUUAACUGUUGAACUUAUUGAAGACUUAUAUAUUAAAUGCAAUGCGCAGAUGGAUGAAGCCUACGGUCUUGCCAUUAUACCAUUGAUAGCCUAUUCCAAACUUUUCGAAAGAUUUAUAGAAUUCUGCUGUUUGGAUGUAGGUAAAUAUAUGAAAGCGUAUCAAGAGGCUGAUAAAACAUCUAUAACCGUAAAAGCUGAUAUUCUCGAACAUAAAAGGCAAAAGGAGGAAAUACGACGUAUAUUACCAGCUUUUAUUACGAUUGGACCAUUUUAUAUUAACGUUGAACAGUUAAAAACUCUUAUGGUUAACAAACAUAUAGAAAUAGUUAGAAAGAUUUUUGAAUUCUACGUACAUCGCAUGUUUGUAAUAAAUGAAGAGUUGCAAGAGCGUUGCAGGAGUACCUUUGAGAAAAUAGCUGAACGACCUCGGAGUAUAGAACAUUUGCUGGAGAUAAGAGAUUUUGGUGAAAACAUACCAACAGUUGUGGAAGGUCUGAGAAGUGAUAUACAGAUAAUGUGGCUGGAAUAUGAUAUGCUGGAUGGAUUUUUCUAUUGUUUAAGUGAUACACAAUUUGCUAUUAAAUGGGAUACGUUCGCUUGGCCGCAUAAGAUACUGCAACGGUUAGGAUAUUUGCGUGAGGAGCAAAAGUUGGAUUUGGAAGAGUUCAAACGUGUACAUAGUAGCGAAUGUAUACUAUUAGAGGAACGACUGGAAUCGUUAAAUGAUGAAAUUCAACAAUUUUCUCUGCAGUUUGAUCCUAACAAAGCUGUUGAAUCUACUGUUGAGGUUAAAAAAAUAUGGAAAACAAUAUCAGAUUUAGAAAAAAUGGGUGAUACCUUAAAAUUUCGCCAGAAAUUGUUUGAAUUAGAAGAUCUUUCAUUGGAGUUUUUAGAAAGUAUUAUAAAUAGUUUUAUACCAUAUCGUGAUUUAUGGUUCGGAACAACAGACUUUUUAAAAUUAGAAGAAGCAACAGUUGGAAAUCCUCUUUCACAAGUAGAAUUGGAUGAAGUAUGGAAGACUUUGGAGCAAAUACGUCACAGUUUGAAGAAAUCUUAUAAAAUUUUUAAUGAAAAACCCGAACUACAACAAGUUGCCUUGUUUUAUCUUGAUAAGAUUAAAGAAUUUAAGCCAGUUUAUGAUUGUAUAUCUUGGUUGAAGAAUGAAAAUUGGUUAUUAUUGCAUUGGUUGGAGUUGUCUCAAUUGACUGGUGUUGAUAUAAAAUAUAAUCCUAAUCUUAAUUUUCAAACAUGUAUACGAAAAGGUAUCUUAGAAGUUUUAGAUGUAGUCAAAUCGAUUUCGGAUAGAGCUCAAGUUGAUGCCGAAGAGUUAAGACGGCAGCAAGAAGAAGAAGAACGUUUAAAAGAAGAGGCGAGACUGGCUAUAGAAAUGAGAAAGGCUUUACGCAAAUGUCGUCGUGAUAUUAUGUAAAA